This is a messenger RNA of Rhopalosiphum maidis (corn leaf aphid), 6388 nucleotides long. It is a transcript of the gene mesh, whose product is annotated as protein mesh. Bases 89 to 4261 code for a protein of 1390 amino acids. The transcript is spliced from 16 exons. NCBI's taxonomy places the organism in Eukaryota, Metazoa, Arthropoda, Insecta, Hemiptera, Aphididae. The record is from RefSeq and is a predicted model, not a curated record. Gene Ontology annotation, biological process: cell-matrix adhesion.
AUGUUUGAAAUGACGUUUUUUAUUUUAGCAUACGUCCGACAGCUUUUGUAAAUUGCGGUCGCAUACCUAUAUCAGCUACAUACACCGAAUGGCGAAUAAUCGUUGUUAUUAUUUGGUUGCGUGCUUAGCACUAUACGCUUAUCCGGUGGUCACUCAAAACGACUUUAACGAUCCUUACGGUCAAAAUGCUCAGGCGUAUUGGCAACAGGCACAGCAAAGGCCGCAGGACAUCAUCGAUCAACAGUUCAGCCGUCCGUUGUACAAUUUUCAAGACGCCCAACGACAGGCACAGCAGCAGCAACAACAACAACAACAACAGAGAUUACAACAGCAGCAGCAGCAGCAACUACUACUACAACAACAACAACAACAGCGGUUACAACAACAGCAACAAUCUCAGCGGCUACAGCAACAGCGAUUACAACAGCAACAGCGAAAUCCGAAUUUUAAUCAAAACCCAACCAUGUUUCAGGAAAGACAGAAUUACAAUAGUUUCGCUUCCAGAUAUGCACCUCCCACCCUAAGAUUACAAGCUGGUUCAGCUCCGUACGUUUUGACCGAAGAGAGAUUGGCGGAAAUCCGCGAAGAGUUUAUGUACUGGUAUUUCGAUAGAGGCGGCGACAAUGAUCAAGGAGACUAUCAAACCGACAUACACGGAUCUAUGCCACAGAUUCACAAAAAUUUUAAUUUUCAAUUGCCGUUCUUCGGUUUUAGAUUCAAUUACACUCGGGUGUCGAUGAACGGUUAUUUGGAAUUCAGCGAUCCACCAAAACACUACCGCUACCCGCUGUCAUUUCCAAUUAAAGAGUGGCCGAAAAAAAACGAUCCGUCUUUCAUCGGUAUAUUCUUCAGCAAGUGUCGAAUCGGUUCGCUGAGAACUGAUGACGUCGACCGACGCAAGCCCGGAGUUUAUUUCCGCCUGGAGAGGGAUUUACAAGCGCGAACAGAUCAAUUCGGAGUGGAAAUGAGAGAAAGAUUAAUGUGGGACAUCCGGGAAGGCGUAGUCGGCGCGGACUCGUUUGUUCCCAAACAUUCGGCUAUUAUUACGUGGAAAAACAUGUCAUUUGCCGGAGGAAUUGACAAUUCCCUUUACAGGACUAAUACGUUUCAAAUGGUCUUAGCGACCGACGAAGUAUUCACUUAUGCCAUAUUCAAUUACGCAGACAUGCAAUGGACUAGUCAUACGGAAGCCGGAGGCGAUACGACUGGCGGCGAAGGGGGAGUACCGGCUUUUGUGGGAUUCAACGCUGGGAACGGGACUAGGAGUUUCGAGUAUUAUCCCUACUCGCAAAGAUCGACCAUUAGAGACUUAGUGGGUCGUGGUUGGGCCAAUAAUUUUCCGGGUCGACACAUAUUCAGAAUCGACGAAAACAUAAUGUUAGGAACGUGUAACAAAGACAUCGCUGGUACGAACUUACCAUUGGUUUUCGCACCGGAAAGUGGCAACAUGUUGGGCGGCACUGUCGUCAACAUCACCGGACCGUGUUUCGAGCCCGGAGACAAAGUACGGUGCAAAUUUGACACGGAAGAAGUUGUCGGCACCGUGGUGAACAGAAACCGUGCGGUUUGCAUUCAGCCGUUUUUGAUGGCCGAAGGUUAUGUUAUAUUCGACGUGGCGAUCGGUGACGAAAAAUACAACUGGAAAGGAAAAUACUUUGUGGAGACACCAGCCACAGCUACCGAACGUAUUCGGUUCCAAGACUCGGCAAUACGAGAACGAAAGCCUAAAGAAAUAAAAAUUACCUGGGAAAAACAGAACCUUACUACGAAUUUCGACGCACAGAUACAGAUAUCGCUUUACGGUUAUAGAGAAGUGACGAUCGCACCUGAACUCGUAUUCGUCGACGUCAUAGCGAAAAACAUUCCCAAUUCUGGCGAAUACAUCAUAAACCCGGCUGUUUUCGAAGACCGCGACAACACCAUGAACUUAGAUCUGACGUUUGGAUUCUUACAAAUAAAACUGUCCAAUCCGACGUUGUACUCCGGCAUUUCGAUUUCUCCGAUACUCUGGAGCAAGCCCGUACCUCUCGGGUGGUAUUUCGCGCCUCAGUGGGAACGGUGGCACGGUCCCUCGUGGCCCGAGCGGCUGUGCGACAAUUGGAUCAAGAACGACAGGUAUCUGAAAAACUUCGCGGCCGAGAUAUUCCAGUGCCCGUGCACGCUGGAACACGCGCUCGUCGACCGCGGACGGUUCUUGCCGGACGCCGACUGCGACCGGGACGCCAACCCGCAGUGCCUGUACAACAAGGGCGCGGUGCACUGCGUGACGACGGGGGCGCCGAGCAUGGAGGGCUCGGAACAGCAGUGUUGCUACGACAAAAACAAUUACCUGAUGUUGUCUUACGACCAGCAGUGGGGCUCGAGGCCGCGGAGAUCGCACAACUUGGGAUUUUUGCCGUGGACCGAGGCCAACAAGGUACCCACGCUGUCCCAGUGGUUCCACGACAUGAGCCCGUUUUUCCCGUGUUGCAUGUGGCAGGAAGAGCAGGCGGUCGGUUGCGAGACUUACCGUUUUGAACGACGUCCGUCUCAGGAUUGCGUCGCCUACCAAUCGCCUUACGUGGCUACCGUCUUUGGCGAUCCUCACGUGAUUACUUUCGACGAUCUGGAGUACACUUUCAACGGAAAAGGCGAGUUCGUGUUGGUUCACGUGGAUUCGGAAAAGUUCAAAUUCGAUGUGCAAGGCAGAUUCGAACAGUUGCCGGACAAUAUUUAUGGCCCGGUAAGGGCCACCACGCUGACAUCCGUUGUCUCCCGCGACAACACAUCCACCGUGAUCGAAGUCCGGUUACGGCCCCAAGUGGCCCAGUGGAGGUACAGGUUGGACGUUUUUGCCGACGGUAAACGAGUGUACUUCGACAGACCGGCGUUGAAGGUGCAACACUUUCACGGUGUGACCGUUUACGCGCCUUCUUACGUUUUAAACCAGUCCGAAAUCGUAGUUAUGUUUCAAUCUGGCGCCGGGUUAGAAGUGUUGGAAAACAAAGGAUUCAUGACUACUCGGGUGUAUUUGCCCUGGCAGUUUAUCAAUAAAACCAGAGGAUUGUUUGGCAAUUGGAGUUUUGAUCAGUCCGACGAUUUCACUCUACCCGAUAGUUCAAUAGUACAACCUAAUACGUACGAUUUCGAAUCAGUACACAAGCAAUACGCUUCUAAUUGGAUUUUAGAAGACAGAGACGAAAAGAACAAAGGUGGCGCUUUAUUCUUUCGUGAAUACGGCCGGACGGCCAGUUAUUAUGCAAACCGAACGUUUGAACCUGUUUUUGAGUCCACUCCGGAACUCAUUAUACCCGCCAACCGAUCUUCCGACAUACAAAAAGCCAACGAGCUUUGUGGUGACUCGUAUCAAUGUAAAUACGAUUAUGCGGUUAGUCUUAAUAGGGAUUUGGCGUUUUAUACGUUACAAUAUCAAGACGGAUAUGUCAACACGAAAAAAAUGAGUAAACAGAGAGUUAUAUCGUGCGGAGUUUUGGAAACGCCACGUUUCGGACGAAAAAGUAACUUUCUGUUUGUACCCAACACCAAGGUGACAUUCGAGUGUAAUCAGGAAUUUGUGUUGAUUGGCGACCAAAGAAGAUCUUGUUCGUCCGACGGUAAAUGGGACAUACCGGAAUACGGGUACACGGAAUGCUUACGUCACAUCGAGUACGAGUCGCGGAGCGCGUGGACGACGAUCGCUCUGAUUGCGUGCCUCAUAGUACCGUUGCUGGUAGGCAUUUGUUGCGUUGUGUCGCAAGUGUACCGGCGCAGCGGCCGGCUGAGCCUGCGGUACCAGUCGGCGCGGGCAGCGAAGAGGCGCAACUCGGUGCUGGCCCUGAGCACGGUCGACCUGUCGUCGGCUGGCGCGGUGCCCAAGAAUAAGGGUCGCCGCCGCGACAACGAGGAAAACGAUAACGACAGUGGCGGCGGCGGCGGAUCGUCCACCGACGACGAGGGUCCGGCCAGUUCGGUGCCCAGUUCCACGAACCCGCGCCGGUCGUACGACGCCGUGUACCGGACGCACGAGCCGCUGCCCGGAAAACCGGAAGUGGACUUCGACCAAACCAAGGUCUGGGACCUGGACGCUGAGUACGAGGGACAGCUGGACAAGGUGGACAAGAGGACAGCCAUUUACGUGCCUGGAUCGCCGACGUUUCCGACUCCGCCGCCGCCGCCGCCGCCGGCUGGUCCAGACGCGGCUGCUGGAUGGAGGUCGCCCGCUGGACCUUCAGUAGCGGUCCAAAAACAGAUUUUGCCGUCCAGAUUCAAAGACUCGUUUUGAAAAUGAAAAAAAAAAUAGGUUUUUUUUUUAAUGUAUGUGUGUGUGUGUAAAAGGACGAAAUUUCAUUCCAAACAUGAAGCGGCGGCGGCUCUAUAUAAAAUAUUAACCAAAUAAUAGAACAGUAUAAUACGUUUGAGCGAUACACAUUAAUAAUAUAAUACUAUCAUCUAUGAGAUUCAUUCACGUGGGUGCACAAAAUAUAAAAUUAUACUAAAAUAUUAAAGUAAAGACGGACUGUGGUUCGUUAUUGUUCAGGGCCUAAUACCUCAAUCGUAACUCGUAAUAUCUUUUUUUUUUUUUUUAAAAAAAAAAGCAAUAUCCAAACCCAUAUACCUAACACGAAUGAUUUAUUUUUCAAUCUUUCUCGUUAACCUGAAACUCGAACAUUUUUUUUACUUCACGAAUUUCAUUGAUUAAUUUUUGAUUUUGUAUGUAUUUUUCGCGGUUACUCGGAUUUUUUACCAUCAUAAUGUUAUUGUUUAACAAUAACUAUUGAUUGGAAUAAUUUUACAGUCAAUUGGUAUUAAUUACUAAAUAUCAUCAUCAUCACAUUCAAACUUUAAUGCAUUUAUGCUUCCAUCCAUUAAUUUAGCAGUAUCGCAAUCAGUAACAUUUUAUGAAUUAAAUAAUAUUCCAAGGAACAAUAAAUACAUUUAAAACGCGUCGUAGGUAUGUGCAUAUUACAUAUUAAAUAAUAGUUUUCAAAUCAAGUUUAUUUUGCAAUACUAUACUAUUAAGUAUUAAUCAUAUCAACGAUCAACCCGAAUAAAAUCGGCCACGAACGCCCAAACGUUUGUUUAAACAUUUUACUCCGGUAUUUGUACACUCGAAUGGCUGAAUAAAUAAACUCGGGUGAUGAGCCUUGAUGUUAUUACACUUAAUGAAACGUACCCCAAUAGUUUUAUGUCGUCGCGUCGAGACUCCUCUCCGGCCACGGUUCGAUGUAUUUAUAAUCGACAAACCACCACUUCUCAUCACUCUAACAAUAAGCACAACAAAUUAUUAAAUUGAUUUGUUUUCAAAUUUUUUAUUUUAAAACCUCUUUAAAUUUCAAAACACAACAAAAAUAUCCUACAGCGUGUCCUGCUCAGUCAAAAACCCCAAUAGUGACUGCGAUCAAUAGCACCGAAAUCGAUAAUCCACAGUUGGUCGAAUAAGAAUUUUUAUAAACGUCGCCGCGAUGGCAAUCAUGUGGAAUGAAAAUUCGGCUUUCAAUAUUUUCGUUACUAUAAUAUGUAUGUAUAUAUAACAAAUAUAUUUAUUUAAUUGUUUAUAAACACCGAUUGUAAAUACAUUAUCAAUUUUGUAUGACAAUUGUACUGCGAUUACGCCCUUGUAAGAUUUAACGAUUAAGUUUCAAAGUAUUAUUAAUUAAAUCGCAAUCAUUUUCAUUUCACAUGCCCUGUGUAUUAUUUUAUUUUCGAGUGUACAGUACUUUUUUAUACAAUUGACGACGUCGGGUCGGGUACCAGAGCCGAACAAAUGUGAUUUUAAAACCAAAAAUAAAAUCAUCUCUAUUGGUAGCUAGGUACAUGCGAGGAAAUUUACCAAUCCUACAGCCGCUACUCACUUACGCUAGCCUUUUUGGGACAAGAAUACCGUGCAAUCGUAAUUUUACGAUUUUAAUUGUACAUAAUAUCGUAAUAUUGUCAUGAUAGAUGCCUGGACUCGGUAAUGAAAGAGGUGGUCACAAAAAGUCGUAUUGCGAUAUUAAUCAGUGAGUCAUCAACUAAUCAUAUUUAUAGACUUCUGAGUACAAAUAAAUUGGGUACCGGGGUUAAUGUUAGAUAUUAAAGUUACAAACGAACAAACUAUGGCAAAUAACAUACACUCCUAUACAAAAAUGUCUCGUUAGAUUUACAAAUAAACUGUAAUUGUAUUAGCAGCUGACUGAUUUUAUUUUUUAACAUAUUUUAGUCUAUAUAAAUCUCAUAAUCAUAACACUACAUUUUGUACACUCUUUCCUCAACGCUACGAUAAGGCCAAACAAUGUGGAAAAAUUAAAAACAAUCGGUUUUUCAACGAUCGCUACACGUAGAAUAUUCAGCGAGUUAGUAAUUAUUUUUUUUUUGUCCGGGUAGUGCAGCACUACUUCUAGUAAUGCCCAAAUUAGGAAUCAAAUAAUAU